GCAGCCGUGACGCCUACUCUCGCCUUUCGUCUUGAGAACCUUUCUGACGGCCGUUGAGCUUUUUCGGAACCGCACACCGCUACCUACUUUCCGUAACCUCUUCUCACGCGUGCAAUUGAACCGACACAUCCCCAACGCCACCUUUUUUUGCCCUUGAUAUCUCGCCGCACAGCAGCAGCAGCAACAAUAACAACAACAACAAUAAUAAAAACAACAACAACAACACACCGGGACCAAGCCAACAAACAGCAACUGAGACACUCCGAUAUAGCUCCAGGCUCAACACUUGCGCGAUCGCCAUGCAUCGUACAUAUUCCAUGCGCGCCACGAGGGCGCCAACCGCUUCCCAAAUCCAGAAUCCGCCGCCGCCGCCAUCGAGCACCAAGUCUGGCCGGCUUUUUGGCAAGGGAGGAUUGGGACAUGCCCUCCGCCGGAACACCGCCGGCGCCUUUGGGCCCGAACUCGCCAAGAAGCUGUCGCAACUGGUCAAGAUGGAGAAGAACGUGAUGCGGAGUCUGGAAUUGGUGGCCAAGGAGAGGAUGGAGGUUGCCCAACAACUGUCGCUCUGGGGCGAGGCUUGCGACGAAGAUGUGUCGGACGUCACGGACAAGAUCGGAGUGCUGCUCUACGAAAUCGGCGAGCUGGAGGACCAAUACGUCGAUCGGUACGACCAGUACCGCGUUACCAUGAAGAGCAUCAGGAACAUCGAGGCGUCAGUGCAGCCUAGCAGAGACAGGAAACAAAAGAUCACGGACCAGAUCGCGCAGCUGAAGUACAAGGAGCCCAACUCGCCCAAGAUCGUCGUGCUCGAACAAGAGCUGGUCCGCGCCGAGGCCGAGUCUCUGGUCGCCGAAGCGCAACUAUCCAACAUCACGCGGGAGAAGGUCAAGGCGGCAUACGCAUACCAGUUCGACGCCCUGCGCGAGCACUGCGAGAAGGUGGCCAUCAUUGCCGCGUACGGCAAGCACCUCCUGGAACUCAUCGACGACACCCCCGUCACCCCCGGCGAGACCCGGCCGGCGUACGACGGCUACGAGGCCAGCAAGGCCAUCAUCCAGGACUGCGAGGACGCGCUCACCAACUGGGUCGCGCAGAACGCCGCCGUGGCCCCGAAGCUCUCGACGAGGGCGCGCGCGCUGUCGCAGCGCCGCCGCAACAACAUCAGGGCCCGCGCCGAAGGGCACCUGCCGGCCCACGGACACGACCUCUCGGCGCAGGAUGCCCCGCUCAACGACCGGGACUCGUGGGCGGCGCCCGCCGGCCAGCACGAGUACGCCGAGGAUGAGGCGGGCGCGGCCGAAGAGGAUGAUGACCUCGACGCGCCCAGCCACUCGGCUGUCGACACGGAAGCCGACCUGAACGGGGAGCGACGCGGCCGGAUUCAUGAGCCGGUUGCGGCUUAAUUGUGAUAAAAAAAGAAAAUACUCCGCCGCUUAUUGAUUCGCCCUUCCUGCUUAUCCUCUUUUUUUUUUUUUUUUUUUUUGCUCUCAAUGUUCUUUUCUUUGGGAGGGACCUCUGUCGUAUCGAGUCUUUCAACGUCGUGGGAACACAACUAGCGAAUGACAGGCGUGGUUGGAGAAGAAAUCAAGGAUGAGCACUCUCUUUUUCUCAAGGGAAACGGUUGGAUUCAUCGCAGAAACGGGCUCUUCUCCUCAUGAGCACCGCUGAUGCGUAAUUGGUAAUUAAUGACGGAACGGGGAAGGGAUGGAUUGAUGAUCUACGCACAUGUGUAUGUAUGAACGUCCUCUCAGGUAUCGGUAUUGGCAUGCACCUAUGUAUAUCGUGAUCCACGGUGCCCCCUUCUUUUCUUGCCUCCUCGUGGCAUUUAUCUGACUUUAUGGUCCCGUAUCAAUGAACUUUAUCUUCUUGG
Messenger RNA from Thermothelomyces thermophilus ATCC 42464, 1870 nucleotides. RefSeq lists its product as uncharacterized. Gene Ontology annotation, cellular component: plasma membrane; eisosome filament. Gene Ontology annotation, biological process: eisosome assembly; endocytosis; negative regulation of protein kinase activity. The transcript is spliced from 5 exons. The record is from RefSeq and is a predicted model, not a curated record. The coding region runs from base 300 to 1403 and encodes 367 amino acids. Gene Ontology annotation, molecular function: lipid binding. NCBI's taxonomy places the organism in Eukaryota, Fungi, Ascomycota, Sordariomycetes, Sordariales, Chaetomiaceae.